AUGACGGACGCACGUAACAUAGAUGAUGCUGAAAUAGCCCGUCAAGAAGCACUUAAUGAUAAGAUGAUGGAAGCGGCAGAAAAAGUAAUGAAUGCCAACCUUCCCAAGCUAGCUCAAGAAGUUGAGAGCCGAGUUUUAGGGAUUGUUGAUGAGAUGAUGGCUAGCAAGAUUGAGGAGUUAAAGGAAAUGAUUGAAGGAUCCAGAACUAGAAGUAAGGAACGAAGGUGUACAUAUAAGGAUUUUAUGGCGUGUAAUCCCUUUUCAUAUAAAGGGGAGGUGGAUCCAAUAAAGUGUCAAAGAUGGAUAGCCAACGUUGAAGCUGUUUUUGUGCGUAGUCGAUGUGAGAAGGAAGAUCAAGUAAUGUUUGCUACGGGUCAACUUCAGCAACAAGCCAAGGAUUGGUGGGAUACUAAAUGUAAAGAGAUAGGGGAAGAAGGACUCCAAACUUUAACAUGGCAAGAGUUCAAAGAAUUGUUCCUGAAACAUCAUUGCCCGCAAUCGGCAAUUGAUAGAAUACAAGAUGAGUUCUUGCAUCUUCGUCAACAGAAUGAGUCUAUUGAUGAAAUUACCAAUAUAUUCUACGAUAAGUUGAAGUUCUGUGAUGAUUUCGUCAAAUCUGAAAGGAUGAAGAUCAAUCGGUACUAUGGAAUGUUGAAGGCUGAGUAUAGGGAGUUCAUUACUCCUUCAAAGUGUGAAACUUUGGGUGAACUCAUCAAUCUAGCCCGGGAUAGAGAGAUAGAACUGAAGCGACAAGUGGAAAGAGGAGAGAAACGGCCUGCUGAAAAGCCAUCAACUACAAGCCCCUCCAAGAAACCUAAGCAACACGACACUAGAAGUAAAGGAGGAUCAAAAAGUAGUAUUCCCCCAUGCAAAACUUGUGGAAAGCUUCACACCGGAGAAUGUUUAAUGGGAAAGAAAGGGUGCUACAACUGUGGUCAGGAGGGACAUCCUUACUUUAAGUGCCCUAGUCCCGUGAGGACAUGUUUCAAUUGUUUCACUCCCGGUCAUGUAAAAGCUGAUUGUCCAAAGCUUAAAUAA
Helianthus annuus (common sunflower) is the source of this 1038-nucleotide messenger RNA. RefSeq lists its product as uncharacterized. Lineage: Eukaryota; Viridiplantae; Streptophyta; Magnoliopsida; Asterales; Asteraceae. The record is from RefSeq and is a predicted model, not a curated record. The transcript has a single exon. The coding region runs from base 1 to 1038 and encodes 345 amino acids. Gene Ontology annotation, molecular function: zinc ion binding; nucleic acid binding.